Messenger RNA from Trematomus bernacchii (emerald rockcod), 318 nucleotides. RefSeq names its product snaclec 5-like. The record is from RefSeq and is a predicted model, not a curated record. The transcript has a single exon. NCBI's taxonomy places the organism in Eukaryota, Metazoa, Chordata, Actinopteri, Perciformes, Nototheniidae. The coding region runs from base 1 to 318 and encodes 105 amino acids.
AUGAAGAAGACGUGGGAAAAAGCUCUGGAGCACUGCAGAGAAAAUGAGUCUGACCUUACCAGCCUGCUCGAUGAGACCGAGCACCUUCUGGCUUGGAAAGAGGCCCUGAAAGUUCGAGCUGAGCGGGUGUGGAUCGGCCUGCGCUACCUGGGGGACCGCUGGCUGUGGGUGAAUGGAGACCCUCUGCAGUACGAGGCCUGGCCCCAAGGAGACCAGGACCACCAGUGUCCAAUAUAUAAACGCUGUGGAGCUUUAACCAAAGGGGGACUGUGGGAGAACUGGGACUGCAAUGAACAACUCAACUUCAUCUGCAUCUGA